Poeciliopsis prolifica (blackstripe livebearer) is the source of this 3588-nucleotide messenger RNA. RefSeq names its product armadillo repeat-containing protein 3-like. Bases 110 to 2536 code for a protein of 808 amino acids. The transcript is spliced from 18 exons. The record is from RefSeq and is a predicted model, not a curated record. NCBI's taxonomy places the organism in Eukaryota, Metazoa, Chordata, Actinopteri, Cyprinodontiformes, Poeciliidae. Gene Ontology annotation, molecular function: protein binding.
CGAGUUUCUUGGUUCUGAGCAUGCGCGGUCAGAAUAAACAAACUUCCAGGAGAAGUAUUGUUUACGCUCACUUCCUUUGAUCCACAGAAAAGAAGACGGGGGAGAGGACAUGGAGAAAGAGGACCCGGAAGCGAUUGGACCACUGUCUCUUGAGAGUAAAGUCCCAGCAACAGUGGUGUUGCUCUUAAGCUCUCAAGAGGAAGACAUUCUAGUAAAAGCAAGUGAAGCAAUCCGAAAAUUUGCUGAGAAAGGAGAAGAAAACAGAGUUAGACUGCUGGGAUUAGGAGCCCUUGGACCUCUCUGCAAACUUAUUGAUCACAGCAAUGAAGUGAUCAAACGCAAUGCCCUCAUGGCCGUGGGAACUAUGGCCACCAAUGGCGAAGUCAGCGAAGCGCUAAAAAAAGAGGAUGUCAUUCCAUUGCUUUUACAAAAGCUCACAGCUGAAGGGGAUGUUAUUGUGCAAGAGUUUGCAACACUGAGCCUUGCUUCUAUGGCAGCAGAUUUCAACUGCAGAGUCCAGAUCAACACCAACGAUGGUAUGCCACCUUUAAUCAAACUCCUCAGCAGCCCGGACCCAGACGUCACAAAGAACUCAUUGGAGAUCAUCUUCAACCUAGUUCAGGACCUCGAGACCCUCAAGGUUCUGCACGAGUUAGGUGCUAUCCCCCCUCUUCUGGAGCUCCUUAAGUCCGACUUUCCUGUCAUUCAGCACUUAGCCUUACAGAUAUUUCAGUGUGUCACUACCGAUUUGGAAACACAGAAGACCUUCAGGGAGGAGCAGGGAUUUGAGAGGUUCAUGGAUCUUCUCGAUAAUAUGGCGCUUAAUGACCUACAUGCUGAGGCCUUGCAAACGGUGUCAAAUUGUUUGGGUGAUAUGGAGACUCUUCAACUCAUCCACAAAAACGGAGGGCUUAUAAGGCUGAUGGAGUUUGUUCUCGCACCAAGCAGUCCUGAAAUCCAGUGCAUUGCAAUCAAAUGCAUCACAAUGGCAGCUCAGAGUUCUGAAAGCCGCGACGUUCUCCACAAGCAGGAGAUCGAGAAAGUUCUAGUUGAGCUUUUGUCUGCGGCUGAUGACAACGUAAAAACUUCUGCCUGUCAGGCUAUCGCAGCCAUGAGCUUAAAUCCUUGCUUCAAACACAACUUCAGAGAUUUGGAGGGCAUCCCCCCUGUGGUGCAGCUGCUGCGUAGUGAGAGCUCGGCACUGAGAGAGGCAGCGACUCAGGCUCUCUCGAGCCUCACACAUUGCAACAAGGCCAAUGCGCUUGCAGUGUAUGAGGCAGGGGGCCAUCAGAUCCUCAUCCAGCAGCUUUCUGAAAGCUCUACAAGCACAGUGGCCAGCUCUGCUGCCACUCUUUGUAAUAUGGCAGAACAGGAGAUCAUCCAGUCCAGCAUCCUGUCACAAGGAGGCGUACAGGCUCUGGUUGAACCCUUGCAGUCCACAGAUACACAGGUCCUGAUGUACACUGCCCUGUGUGUGGCAAAGCUGGCCUGUAACAACGAAGAAAGGGAAAAGUUUCACAAAGCUGGAGGCCUUGAACCACUCGUCAAUCUGCUGUAUUCCAAAGACAAAGAGCUGCUGAAACAUGCGUGCUUGGCCGUGAAUGUUUGCGCUCGGGAUACAUCUUGUGCUGUGAAGAUGUGCAAACUUGGGGCCCUGGAAAUACUUCAGAAAAUCAACCAGUCAGCAAACCGUAGUUUCAGCGAGUUGGCCAUUACCAGCCUGCUUAACUCCAACUUGCCUGUUAAAUACAGCCGGAUGGGAUGUUUGACUCCAAAUGACAUUAUUACAAGCGGCUUUUAUGAUGUUGGGAAGGCUUUUCUGGGUCAGCCAUUUCUGACUUUGGAGGAGUUGAUCAACCAGCCACUCAAUCAGAAGCGGGAAAUUAUUGCUUUCAACAUCCCAAUGGAAGAGACAGUAGAUCUAGCAGAAGAGAGAAAACCCAGGCCAACAGAAUCACUAAUUGCCAAGAUAGUGGAUGAAAUAUUAGGACACACAAUAUCAAAAAGGCAAGAAGAGGAAGACAAUCCCGAUGAAGAGCUCCACGAUGUUCUUCCAGAGAAGUCACCAAUAUCUUUUGGGGAUGUCUCUCUGCUUAUGCUUAUUAAAGAGGCCAAAGACUCUGUCCUUUCACUGAAAGAUGAAGGAGAGCAGUAUGCAGCCUUGGCCAGGUUGGUGAGUGAGGCCAUGGGUGGAGCAGUGCCUCGGGAAAGGCUGCACGAAUUAAGCUGGAUGCUGCACCAAAGUGAGCUCAGGUUUCAACUCAAGUCGAAUGUUCUUCCCAUUGGUAUGAUAAACAAGGGAACUUACUGCCACAGAGCGUUUCUCUUCAAGUGUCUUGCCGAUACCAUCGGAAAGAGAUGCAGUCUUGUUCGUGGUGAUUACAAUCGAGCCUGGAAUGAAGUUAUAAUCUUCAUUGAUUACUAUAAAAAUCCAAGGUUUUCGGUGCCGUGUCGGUACAUCGUGGACCUUAUGCAUCAGCCUGGAACCUUACUUCCAAUUGAUUCCCCGGCUGCUCAGCAGUAUCAGACUAUAUAGUUUCAACCUGUUUCACAUACUUGUACAAAAUUUCAAUAUAUAUUAACCAAAUGAGAGAACCCUGUCCUAAGAAUAAGCUAUAAGUUACCUCUUCUACCUGUUAUUUUUUGUUUGGCUUUGCAAGGGUUAGCCAAACUGAUAUUUGUUUUAAUCAGAUCAGACGUUCUUUUAUUCUGACAUGCAGAUUCAGGAUGUAGAAAUAAAUCCAGAUCACCUCCUGAGUGUUUGUUGUUCAUUGAAAAUGCAUCCUGAAUUGUGGUCUUACCUCAAUUCCUUCCCACUGAAGCAUUUUCUUGACAGAAAGCAGCAGCUCCCUCAGAACAGGUUCUUCUUUUUUUUUUUUUUUUCUUUUUUUUUUUUUUGCACAAUUCCCUGCAAAAAAGCGGGUGAACUGAGUCCAGAUGUGCCCAUUAAGGUGAUGGUUUGAUUUUUGACCUGGAAGACCAGUGUGAACUCGUUGCAGCAUGAAAGAUCCCACCGUAACAGGAGCUCUUGGCUCCACUGAAGGCUGUGCAGAGACCUUUGGCGGAGCAGGGGCUCAAAGUUAAAAAUGGGCACAUUGACAAAUUAUAAAGCACCACACAACAACAUAGCAGCUAAUCAAAAAUUGUAUUGGAUCCUACUAUAUCAUUGCCAUCAUGUGGGUUCAAUAGAACGCAAAUGUAGUAUAUUUUCCCCAGCAGGUAUAAUGUUGCUGUUUCUGCUGCUGACAAUCCUGGAGGGCUGAGCUGGUCUGAGAUAAUCGCUGUUAAACAGACCAGAGGAGAGAAGGUCAAAGGUUAUGAAUUUUACUAAUUAAGUCCUAAUAAUAUCCAUUUAACCUCAAGAACAACUUGGCUGCAGAAUUUUUGUAGAUCAAAAAAGCUCAAAGGGUUUCACAAUGUAAUUUUUGUUAGCACCUCUGAGAUCUAGAAUUGCAAGACUGGGAUAUCGAGGCAAAUAAAACUCAGUAGCUGCGUCCAGGGGCGCACCAGACAUUCAGGGGCCCCAGAAAUUGUUUAAUUGUAACACAGACCAUAGAUCUAAACCUGUAAUUUUCAUUUAUAGAGAAU